Scaptodrosophila lebanonensis is the source of this 894-nucleotide messenger RNA. RefSeq lists its product as uncharacterized. Gene Ontology annotation, molecular function: serine-type endopeptidase activity. The record is from RefSeq and is a predicted model, not a curated record. Lineage: Eukaryota; Metazoa; Arthropoda; Insecta; Diptera; Drosophilidae. The transcript has a single exon. Bases 1 to 894 code for a protein of 297 amino acids. Gene Ontology annotation, biological process: proteolysis.
AUGUAUUCGUCACAUGCGUUUUUAUGGACGCUCGCGCUGCUAUUUGGCCAACAGAUUGUACUGCUGGAGGCUGGCUAUGGACUGGGCGUACCGCUUUGCCAGGGCUGUCGUGUGCGUUACGUUAAAUAUCCGCUGGCAGGAGCCAUUCCAAUCAUAAACAUGGAGCGCUACAAGAAACCGGUACCUAAGUCCAUUACAAUUGAGCGCGUUAUUAAUCACUACAAGAAAAUCGAUGAAAAUCAGAUUAAGAGACGAACGACGACUGUGAGGAGUCGAAUAUCAUCGGAUUAUAGUUUCAUAGUGAAAAUACAAUUUGGAUCUGUUAGCCAAUGCAGUGGCGCACUAUUAUCGUUGAAGCUGGUACUCAGUUCCAGCAGCUGCUUCAGAUCGUUUAGUGCAUCGAAAUUGGACAAACUUCAUGUGCUUAUCAGCCACGGUCAAAGAUUAGCAGUAGCCUCUGUGCAGCAACCAGCAAGCUACGAUGAGAUAACAUUGCUUAUUUUGAAGUCGAGUCCGAUCAACGUAAAGCCCGUAACCAUUUGUAAUACUCCACUUCAACCCUCCAUGAUUGCAAUUAUGCUGAUGGCCAGCGACGAUUUGAGCUUCUAUGGUCGUAGGAGCACACAACUGAUCAGUAAUAGAUCAUGCAAAACCAGCUACGUGGAGGAUGAACAGGCCUUCAUCACUUCCAACAUGCAGUGUUUACGAAACUCCCUCAAUCCGGACCAUUGUGGCACCAUUAAAGGCGAUGCACUGCUCCAGGGCGGGAAAUUGUGCGGACUCAGUGCCUACGGCUCCAGAUGCCGGGCACGUACCACCAAUGCUGACCUCUACGUGAAUCUCUACAAAAUGAAACAAUUUUUAACCGAUGCCAUACAGAAAGCGCAAAAUUAA